This is a messenger RNA of Spinacia oleracea (spinach), 1938 nucleotides long. Its product is annotated as selenium-binding protein 2. Bases 189 to 1664 code for a protein of 491 amino acids. NCBI's taxonomy places the organism in Eukaryota, Viridiplantae, Streptophyta, Magnoliopsida, Caryophyllales, Amaranthaceae. The transcript is spliced from 8 exons. The record is from RefSeq and is a predicted model, not a curated record. Gene Ontology annotation, molecular function: selenium binding.
CCUGGUACUAACUUACAAAGUUAUAAGUACGAAGUAUUUAAUUUGGUAACGUUACUGUAUUUGGCCACACUUUGGCUUUACAUACAAAAAUAACCCAGAAAAAAAAAACGUUAAUUUCUUCUUCCCUAUUAACUUCCCAGUUUUUUUUCUUCAUUUUUCUCAUCAAUUAAUGAUCUUUUCUUGGAAAAAUGGCAAGUGUGGAUGUAGCAGUAAUUGAGCAUGGAGAAAUAGAGAAAAAUGGCGGAAAUAUUUGCUGCCAUGGAAAAGGCCCAGGCUAUGCUACUCCCUUGGAGGCCAUGGCUGGUCCUAGAGAAGCUCUUCUUUAUGUUACUUGUGUAUAUACUGGAACUGGAAGAGAGAAGCCUGACUACUUGGGCACAGUUGACGUGGAUCCAAACUCUCCUACAUAUUCGAAAGUUAUCCAUCGAUUGUCUGUUCCUAAUUUGGGGGAUGAGUUGCAUCAUUCAGGUUGGAAUUCCUGCAGUUCUUGCCAUGGAGACUCGUCUGCUGACAGACGUUUUCUCGUGCUUCCUUCUUUAAUAUCAGGAAGGGUGUACAUUGUAAAUACAAAAAAGAAUCCGAAGACCCCGUCGUUGCACAAAGUUGUUGAGCCUGAAGAGAUCUUGGCGAAGACUGGAUUAGCUUACCCGCACACUUCUCAUUGCCUUGCCUCCGGUGACAUCCUUAUCUCAUGCCUCGGUGGCAGCGAUGGGAAAGCCGAGGGAAAUGGGUUUCUCUUACUCGACUCUGAAUUUAAUGUAAAAGGAAGGUGGGAAAAGCCGGGACAUAGUCCAUCCUUUGGCUAUGAUUUCUGGUACCAACCCCGGCAUAAGACAAUGAUAAGCUCAUCAUGGGGAGCCCCUUUGGCGUUUUCCAAGGGUUUCAACCCUCAACAUGUGUCAGAGGGCUUAUAUGGAAGACAUUUAUAUGUAUAUAGCUGGCCUGAUGGUGAAUUGAAACAGACAAUGGACCUCGGAAAUACUGGACUUAUACCCUUGGAGAUACGAUUCCUUCAUGACCCUUCUAAAGAUACUGGUUAUGUUGGGUGUGCACUAUCAAGUAACAUGGUUCGAUUUUUCAAGAACCCAGAUGGAUCUUGGAGCCAUGAGGUUGCAGCAUCUGUGAAACCAAUAAAGGUGCAAAACUGGGUUCUUCCUGAGAUGCCUGGGCUGAUAACUGACUUCUUAAUCUCCCUAGAUGAUCGAUUCAUUUACUUCUCGAAUUGGCUUCAUGGAGAUAUCCGACAGUAUAACAUUGAGGAUCCCAAGAACCCCGUCUUGACUGGCCAAGUGUGGAUUGGAGGACUUAUCCGCAAGGGAAGUUCUGUUUCAGCAGUAGCUGAAGAUGGUUCAACUUAUCAGGUUGAUGUUCCAGAUGUUCAGGGCAAGAAACUGAGAGGUGGACCUCAGAUGAUACAAUUAAGUUUAGAUGGGAAGCGGCUUUAUGUGACCAACUCCCUCUUUAGCGCAUGGGAUAAUCAGUUUUAUCCUGAACUAAAGGAGCAUGGAUCUCAUAUGUUGCAAAUAGAUGUCGACUCUGAGAAAGGUGGACUUGCUAUAAAUCACAACUUCUUCGUAGAUUUUGGGUUGGAGCCUGAUGGUCCUUCGCUUGCCCAUGAAAUGAGAUACCCAGGGGGUGACUGCACAUCAGAUAUAUGGAUUUGAGCAGCCAAAUUACUCGGGCAAAUAAGAGGUCAUCAUGUUGAAUAAAUUUAGUUAUGUUAUACUGUCAUCAUUACCUUUUACACUUUUCUUACUUCACAUAUCGCAAACGAGUCCUUGUGACAGUUGAUGUUAGCUGACCCCAAAUCAUUUUGGGAAUAAGGCUUGUUGUUGUUGUUGUUGUUGUAUACUGUCGGAUUGAAAUAAAACUGGGUGUUAAUGUUCUUUUACAACUGUAUAAAUGCUGUUGAAAUAAAAGGAUAUGAUCUUUGGAUGA